Messenger RNA from Macrosiphum euphorbiae (potato aphid), 357 nucleotides. NCBI's taxonomy places the organism in Eukaryota, Metazoa, Arthropoda, Insecta, Hemiptera, Aphididae. The record is from the annotation of a GenBank genome assembly.
AUGAGAGGGCAUGACGAUAGUGGGCCUAUUUCUAACUGUGAAAAAGAUAACAAUGACUGUAACUUUCGAUGUUUGUUAAGUUUCCGAGCAUUAAGUGGGGAUUUAACACUAAAAAUUCAUUUGAUGAAUUUGGGAAAAUCGGCUUAUAUUAGUCCAAUAAUUAAAAAUGAAAUAUUACAAAAAUAUGCGGCUCUCUUGACUCUUAUUCAAAAAGAAAUUUUGUUGAAGAUAAACCAAGCAAAUUUCCUUACUAUUUUGGCAGAUGAAACCUAUGAUAUAAUAAUAUACCUUAUCGAACAAAUGUCUUUGUGUGUAAGAUAUAUUAAUGAUGGCUGUAUUAGAGAAAUUCAAAAUUAG